AUGACAUUCAGCUUGCCUGAACUUGUCCUUGGCAUUUUGCGACAUCUGCCGCAAAGGAGCGACGUGCUCAACGCCGCCUGCGUCAAUCAAGUCUUCAGGGAUGUGGCCGUCGGCAGGAUGCUGCGCAAGACCCAAUUAAGGGCUCGCGUGACGCACAAGAAGCUGUGGAGGUAUCUGAUCGCUAACCCGGAAGGCGCAAGACUGAUCACUCGUCUAGACAUCACCCGAGGCUGGCCGGAUGUGCACAGCGAUGGACAGGAGUGGGAGGCCAGAUUGGAUCCGGCCGUUGCAGAGGUCGUGCCGCUCGGCUUCGAGAGGCCGGCCGAUGAGGGCACCUUCCAAUGGCCCAAUUCAAUCCUAAGUGCGAGUGAACGAGCGGAUCACAGCGAUAAUGUCGCAGAACAAGAAGCAGCUCUGGAUGCGCAAGUGCAGCAUGUCUCUGAAGGCGAGCAUCUCCUCGUCUCUGCUCUCGGCAAUCUGACAUCACUGGAGACGUGAGCACCAGCUCCAUGCCCGCAGGUCGAUGCAUGACGGCAGCUGACGAACCGCUUCCCAUACAUGUCCUAGUUUUGUGUGGGAUUCUGCGACGCCUUGCCAGCCUUCUGGUCCCGAAUCACGAGCAGAUAUCUGGGGUGCGCUGCGCGCAUCUUGUCCAAAUCUUCGGCGAUUAUAUGUCAACGACUACAGUGGUGGCUCGCCGUAUCAGCCAAAGCCAGCCAGACGAAACGCAUUUGAAGAGGAGACUGCGCGCUUGGAACGAAGGCAUCCUCCCAUUUGGGGUCCGCAAGUUCGUACUGGCAUCCCAUCCGUUACGCCACCGUAGAUCUGCUCAAGGAACGGCUGACGAUGAGUCCAAAUGCCGAUUCUGCAGUUCUUUGACAAUGUGUCAGGCUUGACACAUUUCAGCUUCACGACCUGGGCCUUUUGGGCUGACGAGGAUGCCGUAGAAGACUUGGAAUGCACAGACUUGGAAGAGCCCCUUCGAAAGAGGUGUCCGGACCUUCGCGUAAGUCACGUUCCUCAUCGCCCUGCCAUCUCAGCUUCCUCUGACGUUGAUCGGUGUUUGCGAGCAAUGCUAAAGUUUCUGGAGCUGCAGAUGCACCUGAUGCCGUACGACACCGCAACAUUGAAUGUGGACAGCUUGUUGAACAGUGAAGCCGGCACACCCUGGGCAAACCUGGAAGCUUUGAGGCUGUACAAUUGCGGAGCGACUAGACCCGUGGUCGAAAAAUUCAUCGAGACGCACCCAAAGCUCCAAGAGCUGCAAGCGAUUCACACCGGAAAAUUAGACGACACGUGGCAAGAGGAGGAGGCCUACGAAGACCUGAAGUUCGCUGAAGGCAUUGAAUUGUCCAUACCUCGUGGCAGAGUCAAGGUGAAGGACCGGCUUGCGAAGGUUGAGCAAAUUUUCGGGGCCGAGGCUUGGCGAUUCGCUUGGCAUUCAGCUCAGGACGAGUGGAAGAGAGCAGGACGAUACUACUUCACGUGA
Messenger RNA from Ceraceosorus bombacis, 1489 nucleotides. Lineage: Eukaryota; Fungi; Basidiomycota; Exobasidiomycetes; Ceraceosorales; Ceraceosoraceae. The record is from the annotation of a GenBank genome assembly.